This is a messenger RNA of Salvelinus sp. IW2-2015, 9591 nucleotides long. The record is from RefSeq and is a predicted model, not a curated record. NCBI's taxonomy places the organism in Eukaryota, Metazoa, Chordata, Actinopteri, Salmoniformes, Salmonidae.
UGGAAGGAGGUAUCGUGGUGGGGAAGUUCCUGACAGCAGCAGGAGGGAAUGGAGGAGAGUGUAUCAGACGAAAUAUCAGGACAAUUUUCAUUCAAGACGGCCCAAUAAAAAAUAUUUAUUAGGAAGGAAUAAUCUUCAGCUCCUCAAGCACUGUCAUUAAAGCCUUUCAACUGUGUAGAGCUCCUCUAGUUAAGAUGUGGGGGAGUGUGAUGAGCUGAUUGAUGAGCGUUGAUCAUGAAGCCCAGAGUAAGUGCUGCCUGGUCCAUCACAGAGUAUGACCCUACCUUAAGUUUUAGAGGAAGAGAAUGAGGAAAUGAGAUAGACUGCACCCCCAGUAUCCCCCAGUCCUGAAGCAACAUGUCAGGACUCCAGCUAGUCACCCCCGCCUCCAAUCCCAUGGGGCCUUUCUUUGGUAUCCCGUGGCAACAGGAGGCCAUCCACGACAACAUCUACACGCCUAGGAAAUAUCAGGUUGAACUUCUUGAAGCAGCUCUUGAACACAAUACUAUCGUCUGUUUAAAUACUGGCUCAGGGAAGACCUUUAUUGCAGUAAUCUUAACUAAAGAGCUUUCCCACCAAAUCCGGGGAGACUUUGCCGAACAUGGGAAGAGGACAGUUUUCCUGGUGAAUACAGCAUCGUCUGUGAUUCAGCAAGCAGCUAUUGUUAGGACCCACUCUGAUCUCCAGGUUGGAGAAUACACCAGCGCGGAGAAGAUCUCCUCAUGGUCCGGGGAAAAGUGGAGCCAAGAAAUGAUCGAAAAUCAGGUGCUCGUUAUGACUUGCCAUAUCUUCCUGCAUGUGCUGAAGAAUGGAGUGUUGCCACUAUCGAAACUCAACCUGGUGGUGUUUGAUGAGUGUCACCUGGCAAUCACAGACCAUCCCUACCGGGAGAUAAUGAAGCUAUGUGAGGGCUCCCUGUGCAGCCCUCGCAUCCUGGGCCUCACAGCAUCCAUUCUGAAUGGUAAAUGUGACCCAUCUGAACUGGAGCAGAAGAUCCAGAACCUGGAGCGGAUCUUAAGGAGCAAUGCAGAGACCGCUACUGACCUUGUAGUCCUCGACAGAUAUGCUUCCCAGCCCAGAGAAGUGGUGCUGGACUGUGGACCCUACCUGGACAAGAGUGGCCUCUCUGAGUGUCUGCUGAGCGAGCUGGAUGAGGCUCUCCACUUCCUCAACGACUGCAACCUAUCUGUGCCUCGAGAGGACAGAGACCCCACCUUCAUAACCAAACAGGUGCUGAGGUACUGCCGGGCAGUGCUUUUGGUGCUGGGGCCAUGGUGUGCUGACAAGGUGGCUGGUAUCAUGGUGAGGGAGCUACAGAAGUACAUCAAACACGAACAGGAAGAGAUCAACAGGAAGUUCCUGCUCUUCACUGACACCAUCCUGAGGAAGGUCCACGCUCUGUGCGAAGAGCACUUCUCCCCCGCUUCUUUGGACCUAAAGUUUGUGACCCCAAAGGUCAUCCGUCUCUUAGAGAUCCUCCAUGAGUACAAGCCCUUCGAGAGGCAGCAGUUUGAGAGCGUGGAGUGGUACAACAACCGCAACGAGGACAACUACGUAUCGUGGAGUGACUCAGAGGACGAAGACGAGGAUGAGGAGGUAAAGGAGAAGCCUGAGGCUAUCUUCCCCUCGCCAUUCACCAACAUUCUGUGUGGGAUCAUCUUCGUGGAUAGGCGCUACACUGCCGUCGUCCUCAACCGGCUGAUAAAAGAGGCCGGGAAGCAGGACACAGAGCUGGCCUACAUCAGCAGUAACUUCAUCACCGGCCACAGCAUCGGCAAGAACCAGCCACGCAACAAACAGAUGGAGGUGGAAUUCAGGAAGCAGGAAGAGGUUCUGCGUAAGUUCCGAGCCCACGAGACCAACCUGCUCAUAGCGACCAGCAUCGUGGAGGAAGAGGAUAUUCCCAAAUGUAACCUGGUGGUGCGGUUCGACCUGACCACUGAGUACAGGUCCUACGUUCAGUCUAAAGGCCGAGCCAGAGCUCCUGUAUCCAACUACGUCAUGCUGGCUGACAGUGAGAGGGCCAAGACCUUCGAGGAUGACCUAAAGACCUACAAGGCCAUAGAGAAGAUUCUGAGGAAUAAGUGUUCCAAGGCAGCAGGGGUCGGUGAGUUUGAGGUGGAACAGGAGCUGGAUGAUGACAACAUCCUGCCUCCCUACGUGCUCCGCUCUGAGGACGCAGGGCCCCGCGUCACCGUCAACACCGCCAUCGGACACAUCAACAGAUACUGUGCCCGUCUGCCCAGUGACCCAUUUACCCACCUGGCACCCAAGUGUAAGACCAAGGAGCUUCAGGAUGGGCGCUACCAGUCAACCCUCUACCUGCCCAUCAACUCCCCUCUACGGGUGCCCGUCGCUGGGCCGACAAUGAACUGUGCAAGACUGGCAGAGAAAGCAGUAGCACUGCUUUGUUGUGAAAAGCUUCACAAAAAAGGUGAGUUAGAUGACCACUUGAUGCCUGUGGGGAAGGAGACAGUGAAGUAUGAGGAGGAGCUGGAUCUCCAUGAUGAGGAGGAGACCAGUGUUCCAGGCAGGCCAGGAUCCACCAAGAGGAGGCAGUGCUACCCUAAAGCUAUACCGGAGUGUCUUCGGGACAGUUACCCUGUACCGGAGCAGUCUUACUACCUGUAUGUGAUUGGCAUGGUCCUCACCACCCCUCUGCCUGAUGAGCUCAACUUCCGCCGCAGGAAGCUCUACCCUCCAGAGGACACUACCAGGUGCUUCGGCAUCCUGACCGCCAAACCUAUACCUCGGAUUCCCCAUUUUCCUGUUUACACACGGUCUGGUGAGGUGACCAUCUCCAUCGAGCUCCAGAAGGCAGGGUUCACCCUGAGUGCUAUCCAGCUGGACCUGAUCACUAGAUUACACCAAUACAUCUUCUCUCACAUCCUCCGCCUGGAGAAACCUGCUUUGGAGUUCAAACCCACGCAGGCCGACUCAGCCUACUGCGUUCUACCUCUCAAUGUUGUUGAGGAUUCAAUCACUCUAGAUUUGGACUUUAAAUUCAUGGAGGACAUAGAGAAGUCUGAGGCUCGUACUGGCAUUCCUACCACCCUGUACACCAAGCAGAACCCCUUCACCUUCAAACUGGAAGACUACCAAGACGCUGUCAUCAUUCCACGGUAUCGUAACUUUGACCAGCCUCACCGUUUCUACGUGGCUGACGUUUACACAGACCUCACACCACUUAGCAAGUUCCCGUCGCCGGAGUAUGAGACUUUUGCUGAGUACUACAAAACCAAGUACAACCUGGACCUAUCCAAUGUAAACCAGCCACUAUUGGAUGUCGACCACACCUCCUCACGACUGAACCUCUUAACCCCUCGCCACCUAAACCAGAAGGGGAAAGCACUGCCUCUCAGCAGUACAGAGAAGAGGAAGGCCAAGUGGGAGAGUCUACAGAACAAACAGAUCCUGGUCCCAGAGCUAUGUGCCAUCCACCCCAUCCCAGCCUCUCUGUGGCGGAAGGCUGUGUGUCUCCCCAGCAUACUGUACCGCCUCCACUGCCUCCUCACAGCUGAGGAGCUGAGGGCCCAGACAGCCAGCAACGCUGGAGUUGGAGCCCAGACCCUGCCCCCUGACUUCAGGUAUCCAAACCUGGACUUUGGAUGGAAGAAAUCCAUCGACAGCAAGUCUUUCAUCUGUCCGCAUGAUGAGGAAGAGUAUGAUGAUAUGAUGAGGAGGAGGAAGAGGAUAGCGGUGAUGAGAACUGUAAACAUCACGACCAGACUGCAGCCCCUGACCCUGCUGUUGCUCAGCAACCCUGUAGUGACUGUCAUGUCUCCUCCCAGCCUGAGAGGGGUGAUGUCAGCAAAUACCCAGAAGCUGACAGGCCAGAGGAGGAGGAGCCCCAGCAGCCAGACUCUGCCUCCUGCACCAAUACCCUCACUAACGGCACUGCUGCCGUCGCCAAAGACAACAGUGAGAACGGCGACCACACACACCUUCAUGACGGACGUGAUAGCUGCCAGUUCCUCCCUGCUGGCCCUGGAGAGCGAAGAAGUAUCAACAACAAUGACAACACAAUCCACUACCUCAGUUCUUCCUGUGCAGCUCUCUCCAAGCACAGAGAACCAGAAUCUAACCCCAACACAGCCCUGGACCCAGUCUCAGCUUCAGCACCCUCAGCCCCGGACCCAGCCUCAGCCCCGGACCCAACCUCAGCCCUGGACCCAGCCUCGACCCCCACAGCCUAGAGAUGAAUGUAAACCAGGGGGGACCACAGGGCUCCGUGAGGGCGAUGGACACUACGUGAAUCAAGCUACCUCAGACUCCUGCAGCCCAGCAACAGUGACGUGGCCCAAAGGCACCGCUCCCAUCACAACCACAGCACUUUUACCUGACUACUCAAAGACUCAGGAGACCAGUUCCACAGGGGGGGACACACCUGGCCCCUGCCCCAAGAUCCUGGGGCCCAACCCGGGGCUUAUCCUUCAGGCCCUGACCCUAUCCAACGCCAGCGAUGGCUUCAACCUGGAGCGUCUGGAGAUGCUGGGAGACUCGUUCUUGAAGCACGCCAUCACCACCUACCUGUUCUGUACUUACCCCGACGCACACGAGGGACGACUCUCCUACAUGAGGAGCAAGAAGGUGAGCAACUGUAACUUGUAUCGUCUGGGGAAGAAGAAAGGUCUUCCAAGCAGGAUGGUAGUGUCCAUAUUUGAUCCGCCGGUCAACUGGCUGCCCCCUGGCUACGUGGUCAACGUGGACGAGAGCAGCGAAGACAAAUGGGAUGAGGAUGAGACCAAAGAGGACCCCCUGGACAACGGUAGUGCUGGAAAGGAGUUCUGUGAGGAUGAGGUGGAGCUCGAGGAGGAGUUGCUGGAGGAGGAUGAAGAUCUGAGGUGGAAGGAGUCUAAAGAAGAAGUCAACAUCGAGGACGACCUGGAGUACUACCAGGAGCACGUUAAGUUCAUCGACAACAUGCUCAUGGGCUCCUCCGUCCGCUCCUCCUCCCCUGCAGCCGAGCCCAGCUUCGGGGUGUGGAAACCCCCCAAGAAACCUGGCCCGGUCCCCACCCCCGACUACCCCUCGGAGCCUGGCGGUGGUGGCUCAGUAGAUGAGUUUGACUACAGCUCGUGGGACGCCAUGUGUUACUUGGACCCCAGCAAGGCGGGGGAGGAGGAUGAUUUCGUGGUGGGUUUCUGGAACCCGUCUGAGGAGAACUGUGGGGUGGAGCUGGCAAAACAGUCCAUCUCCUACGACCUGCACACGGAGCAGUGCAUCGCUGACAAGAGCAUCGCUGACUGUAUAGAGGCACUGCUGGGCUGCUACCUCACCAGCUGUGGGGAGAGGGCUGCUCAGAUGUUCCUCUGCUCACUGGGACUCAAGGUGUUACCGGUGGAGAGUCGGACUCUGAGGGAGGAGGGCGGAGUCACAGAGGUAGCGAACCUUGACCUCCAAUAUGGCUGGCUGAAGAUCCCGCCCCGCUGCAUGUUCGACCACCCGGACGCAGAGCGCACCCUCAACCAUCUCAUCUCCGGCUUUGAGAACUUUGAGAGGAAAAUCAGCUACACCUUCCAGAACAAGGCCUACCUGCUGCAGGCGUUCACACACGCCUCCUACCAUUAUAAUACCAUUACAGAUUGUUACCAGCGGCUGGAGUUUCUUGGCGAUGCAAUUUUAGACUACCUCAUAACGAAGCACCUUUAUGAAGACCCUCGCCAACACUCUCCCGGCGUGCUCACAGACCUGCGCUCGGCACUCGUCAACAACACUAUCUUCGCCUCCCUGGCCGUCCAGUACGACUACCACAAGUACUUCAAGGCUGUGUCGCCCGAGCUGUUCCACGUCAUCGAUGACUUUGUGCAAUUCCAGCUGGAGAAGAAGGAGAUGCAAGGCAUGGACUCUGAGCUGCGGCGGUCAGAGGAAGACGAGGCGAAAGAGGAGGAUAUUGAGGUCCCCAAGGCAAUGGGAGACCUCUUUGAGUCGCUAGCCGGAGCAAUUUACAUGGAUAGCAGGAUGUCACUGGAGACUGUGUGGCAAGUGUAUUAUCCAAUGAUGAGGCCACUUAUAGAGAAAUUCUCAGCUAAUGUCCCUCGCUCUCCGGUGCGGGAGCUGUUGGAGAUGUAGCCAGAGACGGCCAAGUUCAGCCCUGCAGAGAGGACGUACGACGGGAAGGUCCGUGUGACGGUGGAGGUCGUAGGCAAGGGCGUGGGCCGCAGCUACCGGAUCGCCAAGUCUGCCGCCGCGCGCCGGGCUCUGCGCAGCCUCAAAGCCAACCAACCUCAGGUCCCGAACAACUGAGCGUCACACGCUAACUAGCUAGCUACUGACGCUAGCAACUGACACUAGCUACCUACAACUGUUACUAGCCGGUAGCCACUGAUGCUAGCUACUGACGCUAACCAGUAGUUACCGGUGCUAGCGAUUGAUGCUAGUUACCAAUACAGCGCAACAUUAGCCCUGUAUCUCCAGCGCACAAUGGCGCAGCCAAGGAACGUUCUGUAGAGACCUGGGGAAGUCCCAACACAACAAGAGAGCUGAUCUGGUCGUAACAGAUUUUACGUUGGAUUUUUUUUGUUGCGCAAACACAAUCUUUACUUUCCUUCUCUGCUUUGUGUAAUCACAAGAGUGCUUUAUUAACAUAUAGCAAAGUGUUAAAAAGAAAAAAAAGGUCAGGUGUCGCUUUGUUUGCUUUGUGUCAGUGAGAUAUGAGGCUUAUGCUUAUUAUGAGUAAUUUUAGAUUGUACAUAGAUGGUUCAAAUCAAACGUGUAAAUCAAAAAAACGCUAAACUCCUCAGUCUGUGCACUAGUGCCAGUUUUAAAGUGUUUUUUAAAAACGCUAUGGCUAAGAACAUGGCAAGCAGAGGCCAGACCACCGACGAAAUAGACCAUUGGGGCCCACCUCUGUCUGAACUCUCUUGAGAUGGUAUUCUUAGGAUGUGUCUCAAAUGGCACCCUUUCCCCUAUAUACGACCCUAUGGGCCCUGGUCAAAAGUAGUGCACUAUAUAGGGAAUAGGGUGCCAUUAGGAAUGCUGCGUCAGUCAUUAUUGCACUUAUUCCAUUACGGUCUGUUGUGUUGAGAAUUGUGUGGUCUGAUGGACACAAAUAAUAUACGUAACAAUAUCUAUAAAUUGAUGAUGAAAUCUAAAUAUUAUUUGCCUUACAUACUAAGGCCCUUCCUCGUAUCCUGAAAAAAAUGUAUAGAAAGUCAACAUACCCAGUUACUGUAAUUUAAAAAUAGAUUUCAAACAGCAUUUGAGAAUGCAUGUUCGUGUAGCUUAUGUAUUAAUAACAAUGGCAACUGGAUGGCUUAUAUAAACAUUAUAAAUCUAUCAAUAUAUCUAAAGUGAAAGAAAUGAUAUGUUUAUUAUGACAUAAGUCGAAACUUUGGUUUCAAGUAUGUCUUUUGAUACUAAGAUUGAUAAUGUUCCUUUUGAUCACCUUUUGGUCAUUUUUUUAGCAUUUAGUUAUGUCUCUAUUGGCUGAGUUGUUUAUAAAUAUUAUGAAAAAGAAGACAUAUCACCCAGGUAAUAUGCUGCAGAUUUUGUAUGAAUUGGAUACUUCUGUAAGGCACAGAGCACCUUUUAAGUACCGUCUUUAGGACACACAGACAACGUUGUUCUUCAACAGAAUUGCGGUUCACACAUCCCUUUACGCGUCAAAGCUUAUGCAGAUGUGGCGCUACAGGGUUGCACAUGUGAGUUCCUAGGGAUAUGGGUACCAGCCUUUUUGUUUUAUUAUUUAGUUCAAACACAUUGUGACUACAUAGCUUCGUAGACUAAAUGUUUUUAUUUUCUCUCAAAAAUGUCAUUAGGCCCUCUUCACUUGAAUAGCUCAGUUGAUUGCAUGCAAAAAAAAUUGGGUGCCAUGAUUUUUUCUCUCGUUUUAAGCUUGAAUUUUUAUCAUUUUUGCACUGUACCUACAAUACCUCUUUAUUUGACCUUUCAAAUCUGUCAGUCCGGUUGAUUGACCUGUUUUAGCAGCCGUCAAGCUGUAGAGGUUUAGCUUCGUUGUUGUCAUAGUUUUUUCCCUCUCCCCUCUUUUGAUUUAAUGCUUGAAGAUUUGGUUGGGUUAAACCAGAGGGUAUUCUCAUUCUGCACAUACAUAGGCCUAAAGUAAUGUGUUUAGUCUCUGUUGAGCAUCAAUCCUCUUUAAAUGAAAAAUAAAUGAAUUAGCAAUGAUCCGAGGAGGGUUCCAUCUGUACUGUAGCUUGUUGAGGUAAGCCGAUUGCACUCUAAAUCUCUCUCUCUCACCUUGUGUGGCCAGCCCAGUCUUACUGUAGGUUGAAGACUCUUAAGAUUCUAGAUUUCCAGAUCCUAAGAUUCUAGAUUCUAAGAUAAUUUCUCACUCUACUUCUAUUUCUCACUCUACUCUCAACUUAUUUGAAAAUGGCAUUCCUCACAGCUGUUUCAUUCCUUAAACUGUACACCCGUGUUGUCCUAAAACAGUGGGUGUGCAAGAAACGUAAUUAAGCUCUUUCAAAUGAUUAACUUAGUAGUGCCCAAAGUGAAUGAAUGAAUUAGGAGGUUUGUGGUGCAUUUUAUGGUAUUAUAUUUGAUAUAUAUAUCAUGUAUGCUUCCGACGCUUUCCGUUAGUAUGGCAACUUGGGCAAAUGUAUGGCUAAGUCAUAAAAUCCUACCGUAGGUAUACUACCUCAGAAGACACUGCACUCUGAUCAUUGCCAGUCACAAUGUCUUGUUUAAAUAUAUAUCAAUACAAAUGAACUGUUUUUCCUGGACACAACUGCAAUUUGACAAAUAUCUAUUGCAGUGACAUAUAUACUGUAGUCUUUUUACUGUGAUAUCCGUACCUUGAAAAAUGUAAUCUAUCUAUAGACAUGUAUAAACUCAUGUAAUUCUUUGCAAAGAGGCAACAUUCCCACAGAGUUACUUGUAUCUAUUUGAUGAUGACGUAUAUUUUUGACAGCCGAAUAACGCAAACUGAAACAGUGCCUUUCGACUUACAGUAUCCUGACUAAUCAAGUGAAUUCUGCAACUCUUGUCUCUCGAAGGCAACCUUGCCUACAGUAGCUGCAACGAGCCUAGUACUGUUUGUUCAUAGUGGGUAUGUGUGUAUGCAUGCAAUACUAUUACUUAACCUGGUGCCAUACAAUGGAAUUUGGUUUCUGACCUUUGGAAUACCCAUGUAAAUAUGCUGAAUUUAUACAUUUUUGAUAACAGCAUUCAAAAGUUGUGUGUGUAUGUGACUAGAAGGAAGGCUUAACUAAACGACAGUGGUGUAUAUUAUAUUAUAACAUUAUUAUAUAUAUUAAUAUUCUGAGUUUGUUUUAUAACAUAUAAUUUGACAUCAGACGCUCUCAAGCAGCAGUUGUGUGACCCCGUUAAGCAUUUGUUAAGUAGUGAAAUUUGGUCUAAAGUGUACAUUGGUUCCCCCCAAGGAGGGGGACUUCAUCAUAAUAAGCAUCAAGCAUCGGACUGGAGAUUGGAGCUUCAGGCACUACCAAAGCACACUGUCUCUCUCCAACACUCAGCCAGUCUAAAGAACUGCAGCUAAUGUAACAUUCAUCUAUAUAUGUUUUGGUUUGUUCUGUUAUGUGUUCCGGAAUUUCAAUGCGUGCGUGCACACACUCAAAUGUUUUAUUUGGGGCGAUGACUUUAAAAUAAUAUGAAAUCACUCACAUGGUA